UUAAUUUUCUGUGAUUGGUACCUUUGCAAAAAAAAGAAAGAAAGAAAACGAGCCACGAGUGACGAGCCUACUCGAAGCAUCGUGAUAUACUAGAAUAGGAGGUUCCUCCCUCCCUCCCUGCCUCAAUCCACCAAACCAAAACCCGCCCGGUUCUCAGGAUCCGCUCCACGCGAGCUCCCCUGUCCCCAGCUCCCCGCCUCCGCGUCGCGCUCGCGCCCAAGCAAGUGCUAGCAGGCUAGCAGCAAAGCAAGCCUUCCCUGAUGGCUCUGGUGCCCUCAGGCUCGGGUGCCGGCCAGGUGAUCGCCGAGGUGGCGAUGAACGGCGGCGCCGACCCGAACGCGACCACCGUGCGCGCUACCGUCGUGCAGGCGUCCACCAUCUUCCACGACACGCCCGCCACUCUCGAUAAAGCAGAGAGAUUGAUAGCAGAAGCUGCUGGGUAUGGUUCACAGUUAGUUGUCUUUCCGGAAGCUUUUAUUGGAGGCUAUCCUCGUGGAUCCACAUUUGGCUUCGGGAUCAGUAUUAGUAUUAUUAAUCCAAAAGACAAGGGAAAGGAAGCAUUCCGGAGGUAUCAUGCAGCUGCUAUAGAUGUGCCUGGUCCAGAGGUUACACGAUUAGCUGCUAUGGCUGGAAAAUAUAAGGUUUUCUUGGUUAUGGGGGUGAUUGAAAGGGAAGGUUAUACCCUUUAUUGUUCAGUGCUUUUCUUUGAUCCUCUUGGCCGUUACCUGGGUAAGCACCGCAAGCUCAUGCCAACAGCAUUAGAGAGAAUUAUAUGGGGAUUUGGGGAUGGAUCGACUAUUCCUGUUUAUGAUACUCCACUUGGAAAGAUUGGGGCGCUCAUUUGCUGGGAAAAUAAAAUGCCACUUUUGAGGACAGCGCUGUAUGGUAAAGGUAUUGAGAUAUACUGUGCCCCCACUGCUGACUCCAGGCCUGUUUGGCAAGCCUCCAUGACACACAUUGCUUUGGAGGGGGGAUGCUUUGUCUUGUCAGCAAACCAAUUCUGCCGCAGAAAGGACUACCCUCCCCCACCGGAGUAUGAGUUUGCUGGUUUAGGUGAAGAGCCAUCUGCAGACACUGUUGUUUGCUCUGGAGGCAGCGUUAUCAUUUCUCCAUCUGGAGAAGUCUUAGCAGGUCCCAACUAUGAGGGAGAGGCACUGAUUACAGCCGACCUUGACCUGGGAGAGAUUGUUCGAGCCAAGUUUGAUUUCGACGUGGUGGGCCACUAUUCUCGACCUGAAGUCCUUAGCUUGGUAGUGAAUGACCAGCCACAUCUCCCUGUGUCUUUCACGUCUGCCGGUGAGAAGACUCCAGCUGCCAAGAGUGACAGCGAUGCUAAGUCUUACUGAUUGAGUGUGGCCAUGAAACUAUGUUGUACCGAAGCCUUGGUGAAGGUCGCUCAGCUCCUCUGGUUUGCUGUUUGUGUGUCGUGGAUGGGAGUUGGGAAUUGUAGCUUUUGAACUCUAAAAGUUCUCUUUAAUGAGGCGGAAAAAAUAGUAGAUGCAGUUAUGUUGCUUGUAAAGUCUUGUAUUCGGUGAAUAACUCUGCCAGAACUAUGAAUCCUAUUACUAUCGUUGUAGUUUCGAAUAGUACCAAAUGAUAAUCGCCCGUUUUGGGCUGCAUAUGUUUA
This is a messenger RNA of Sorghum bicolor (sorghum), 1627 nucleotides long. Its product is annotated as bifunctional nitrilase/nitrile hydratase NIT4. The record is from RefSeq and is a predicted model, not a curated record. The transcript is spliced from 5 exons. The coding region runs from base 261 to 1346 and encodes 361 amino acids. Gene Ontology annotation, biological process: detoxification of nitrogen compound. Gene Ontology annotation, molecular function: nitrile hydratase activity; nitrilase activity. NCBI's taxonomy places the organism in Eukaryota, Viridiplantae, Streptophyta, Magnoliopsida, Poales, Poaceae.